AAAUAAAUGUGCAAAAUUAGCUCAGUCGCAGUCAUGGCUCCGAUAGCCACAUACGUGUUCCUCGACUUGGGAACUACCGGUCAAUAUGCAGAUUCAAAUGAAAUAACGGAGUUAAGCAUGGUGGCAGUGGAUCGUCAGCAGUUCCUUGAUAGUAUUUCGCAAGAAAAACCCGAAAUUCCAAAAUUUUUAAACAAGCUUACGCGCUGUUUUAAGCCAGAAACACAGAAGAUAAGUUAUACCGCGCGCGCCGACGGUACAGGCGGUUUCACGGAGGAAAUGUUACAAGGUGAAUUACCCCUUAACGAGUCUUGCUUCCAUUUGAUCGAUACAUUUCUCUACUCUCUGGCAAAACCCGUGUGUAUAAUUGCACACAAUGGCUUCCUGUUUGACUAUAUUAUAUUAAAGAGGUAUUUCACGAAACUUCAGGUGCAGUUUUCUAGUGAACUCGUCUGUAUUGACACUCUCCAAGCGUUCUACGAUAUUCUAGAGGAGAAAAGAGACGAGAAAUAUGUCGAAGAAUAUUUGGAACAGCACGGUUUAAUUCCCGCAAAUUCAUCAAAACCCAUCAAUCGCGAAAGGGAUAGCUGUCGGGAUGCCGCUUUUGAGACAAUACCCGACACUUUGGAGACAAUACGAAAUUAUCAUCUCUCAGGACAGGCCACCUUUAGUGAAAUUACUAAAGUAAAAAAGAGUUUAAGGAUAUUUUUGAAAAAUCAUCGACGGAGAUAUGAAAAAAAAGAUGAAAAAAGAGCCAAACGUCAAUAUCCAUGGGGUCCAGAAAUAAACAUGCCAAGCGUUAGUUACAAAUUGACAGAAAUCUACACACGGGUGUUCCAGCGGAAGCCUAGGGACGCGCAUAAAGCUGAGAUUGAUUGUAUACUGAUGCUAGAGAUUGCUGUUAAACUCGGCCAAGACUUUGUAGAUUGGGUUGAUGAUGAAACAAAUCAACUUCCUUUCCCUUCGUUAACCGAAGAGAUAUAACGGGAA
Molecule: messenger RNA, 987 nt
Organism: Cydia splendana
Lineage: Eukaryota; Metazoa; Arthropoda; Insecta; Lepidoptera; Tortricidae
Exons: 1
Coding region: 7-981 (324 amino acids)
Biological process (GO): DNA catabolic process
Cellular component (GO): cytoplasm
Molecular function (GO): nucleic acid binding; 3'-5'-DNA exonuclease activity
Source: RefSeq, a predicted model, not a curated record